Molecule: messenger RNA, 1744 nt
Organism: Mycotypha africana
Lineage: Eukaryota; Fungi; Mucoromycota; Mucoromycetes; Mucorales; Mycotyphaceae
Product: AP-1 complex subunit MU-1
Exons: 8
Coding region: 83-1399 (438 amino acids)
Biological process (GO): vesicle-mediated transport; intracellular protein transport
Cellular component (GO): clathrin adaptor complex; clathrin-coated vesicle
Molecular function (GO): clathrin-cargo adaptor activity
Source: RefSeq, a predicted model, not a curated record
GCUUUUUUCUUGACAUUGAGUACCUGAAGACAACUGAGCAGUCCUUCCUGUCCCUGAAAACUUUGUAUAAAAACAGUUCAAUAUGGCUUCAGCAAUCUUCAUACUUGACCUUAAAGGAAAGGUUCUAAUUUCUCGUAACUACAGAGGAGACAUACCAAUGAGUGCAGUAGAAAAAUUCAUGCCUCUUAUUUCAGAAGCAGAAGAUGAGCAAAUUCCUUUACCUUGCUUCACACACGACGGCAUCAAUUAUUUAUACCUCAAGCAUAGUAACCUUUACCUCUUAGCGUUAACGAGGAAGAAUACAAAUGCAGCUUCUAUCAUGCUUUACCUCCAUAAACUGACAGAAGUCUUUUCAGAAUACUUUAAAGAGCUAGAGGAAGAAUCCAUUCGAGAUAACUUUGUUAUAGUAUAUGAAUUAUUGGAUGAAAUGAUGGAUUUUGGAUAUCCUCAAACGACAGAAACAAAAAUUUUGCAAGAAUAUAUCACACAAGAUGCACACAAGCUGGAAGUGCAAGUGCGUCCGCCUAUGGCUGUUACAAAUGCUGUUUCAUGGCGUUCAGAAGGUAUCAAGUACAAGAAGAAUGAAGUCUUCUUGGAUGUGAUUGAAAGCGUGAAUUUAUUGGUUAACUCUAACGGUAAUGUGUUGAGAAGUGAAGUCUUGGGCGCUGUCAAGAUGAGGUGUUAUUUGUCCGGUAUGCCUGAACUUCGUUUAGGUCUAAACGAUAAAGUAAUGUUUGAAGCUACUGGCAGAGGUAACUCUUCAACAAAGGCAAUUGAAAUGGAAGACGUCAAAUUUCAUCAGUGUGUGCGUUUAUCAAGAUUUGAAAAUGAUCGUACAAUUAGUUUUAUUCCACCUGAUGGUGAUUUCGAACUCAUGAGUUACCGUUUACAAACCAGCGUGAAGCCUUUGAUUUGGGUUGAGGCAGUGGUUGAAUCAUAUGCAGGCUCACGCGUAGAAUAUCUCGUAAAAGCUAAAGCACAAUUUAAGCGUAAAAGUACAGCGAAUAAUGUAGAAAUUGAAGUACCAGUACCGGACGAUGCAGAUACACCUAAAUUUAAGAGUAGUAAUGGUUCUGUCUCCUACAAACCCGAGCGAUCAUGCUUAGUCUGGAAGAUCAAGCAAUUUCAAGGUGGAAAAGAGUUUAUCAUGCGUGCACAUUUCGGUUUGCCCUCAGUUCAAGCAGCCGAGGAAACGGACAAAAAGCCACCUAUUAACAUUAGAUUUGAAAUACCUUACUUCACUGUAUCCGGUAUCCAAGUCAGAUACUUGAAGAUUGUUGAAAAGAGCGGAUACCAAGCAUUACCUUGGGUCAGAUACAUCACACAGAAUGGAGAUUAUCAAAUGAGAAUGCCUGAGUCAAUUAAGGCUUCUAAACAUACUGCUACGAAUGAUUACUGAUCCAUGAUAUAAAUGCCAUUAUUUCAACCUGAUGGCACACCCAACCUCAUCUUCAUCCUAAUGUUCUAUAUAUAAAUAAUUCAAAACAGAAGACUAUUGUAAAACUUGCCAGACUGCACAAACACCCCCUUUUUAUCUUUUUUGGACCUUAUUAACAUUAUACACCUUUCCUGCCCUUUUCGUAUGCAUGAAAUCUUUACAUUUCCAAACCCAUCUCUUUAAAUAAAGGCAUAAUUGUUAUUGUUAGGAAAGUGACAAAAAGAAAUAAGAAAAAAGUCACUCUAUAAGAUUUGGCUCUUACUAUAAUGCACUAAUAAAACAUCUCAAAGCGAGAGAUUACAUUUC